Messenger RNA from Fraxinus pennsylvanica, 912 nucleotides. Lineage: Eukaryota; Viridiplantae; Streptophyta; Magnoliopsida; Lamiales; Oleaceae. The record is from the annotation of a GenBank genome assembly.
AUGAACGAUCUUUUCUCAAAUUCGUUUAAAAAAUACCAAGACCUGAAGGAUCAGGUUCAAAUGGAUGACCUUGAAGCUGGUGGAAAUGAGUCUGUCAAUCUCGAUAGAUUUUUCGAAGAUGUAGAGAAUGUCAAAAAAGACAUGAGUGAUGUAGAGAAACUCUACAAGAGGCUACAAGAAUCAAAUGAAGAAAGCAAAAUCGUUCACAAUGCUAAAACCAUGAAAGAAUUGCGGUCCAAAAUGGAUUCUGAUGUAGCCCAGGUUCUUAAACGGGUUAAGGUUAUCAAAGGAAAGCUUGAAGCACUUGAACGUUCCAAUGCAGCUCAAAGGAAGAUCCCAGGUUGCGGUCCGGGUUCCUCUGCUGAUCGAACAAGGACUUCUGUAGUUAGCGGAUUAGGCAAAAAACUGAAAGUCAUGAUGGAUGAUUUUCAGGGUUUGAGGGCAAGGAUGAAUGCAGAAUACAAAGAGACUGUUGGCAGGAGAUAUUUCACCAUAACCGGGGAAAAAGCGAAUGAAGAUUUGAUCGAGAAUUUGAUAUCGAGUGGUGAAAGCGAAACAUUCCUUCAGAAGGCUAUUCAAGAACAAGGGCGUGGCCAGAUUCUCGACACGAUUUCAGAAAUUCAAGAAAGACAUGAUGCUGUGAAGGAGAUCGAGAAGAAUUUGAUCGAACUUCAUCAGAUUUUCUUAGACAUGGCUGCACUUGUUGAAGCACAAGGGCAGCAAUUAAAUGACAUCGAAAGCCAUGUGGCGCAUGCGAGCUCUUUUGUUAGGCGAGGCACCGAGAAUUUGCAGGAAGCCAGAGAGUACCAGAAAAGCUCAAGAAAAUGCACUUGUAUAGCCAUUCUCCUCAUCAUAGCGGCCAUUCUCCUCCUCCUUUUCCCAAUUUGGUCACAAUUUUUGCUUCAUCUGUAG